AGCCAUAAGGGUCUUCCAGUGUGUGAUGGCUGAGGAUUUUGGAGUUUGUUUGAAAAAUGAACCCUUCUCUACUGGAGACAGUGGUGCCAUCAAAUCAGAAGAGCCCUCUACUCUUUGUAGGACUUGGAGAGUACUGCUUGGACUCGGAAACAUGUGUACUGGAGCAUCUUUAGGCACAGAAUAAUAAACUUCCUCCAUUUAGGUGUACUAUCCUAGCACAUGUCCUGCAACUUAGCAGCUGUGGUGAACAGUUUGAUCUUAACCUGCCAAUCAUGUCAAUAAAAAUACUUGAUGCAUGUUUCAAACGUUUUAGGUGUAUUUGAGCAAUCAAUGUACAGGCUACUUGAGAAAUAGGUGCCAUAUAGAUUAUUCAACUUUGAUCUAUUUCUUUGAUUUAGCACUGCAAUUAGGUAGAUUUGGUUCAAAGAGAAAGCUCAUUGGUUGAUGUUUUACACUGAUGUGAUAAUGUUUACACAGAUGUGCUUUGAAAUCUCGAUUAUGGUGGAUUUUUGGGUCCCACCACAUGACAGGCUCCUGUUAUCUGAAAGGUAAAAUAAUAUAACAUCUAUCUGUAACUGCCCUCAGAGCAGGUCCGCCUGUGCGCUCCUCUGAGGUGAUUUAUCUGAUCAUUGUAUUUAGUGUUAGUUUUUUCAGUUUUAAAUCCCUCCACAGUAAAUCACUUGCUUUAAAGCAACCUUUUUGUAAUUCAGGUGCACACAGGGGCAGUACUGAGGACUGCAAUGAUGAAAAGGUGUAGCAUUACCUGCUUUAAAGCACCUGCCAAUUAAUUAGCCCUAUACUCUCCAUAGCAAAUAAAGCUAAGCAGGCAAAUCCAUUUGAUCUCUCAGAUUUAGACUGUGACUGAAAAGACGACGGAGCAAGACAGGAGAACUAAUCUUUCAUGAUUCUCUGCAACUUUUUUGUUUAAAUGAAAUCUUAAACCGCCAAGUGAUUCUCUUUUGAACUUUUGAAAGAAAAAACUAUGAGAGAUCUUUGCAUUUUAUACUGGCAAGAAACUGCAUUGCAUAUAUUGAAAGCUAGUUUGAGUCCUAAAAUUCAUUACAUGUUACAGAAAAAAGCAGCAAAGAAGGGAAAGUCAAGCUCUUAGUUUUUUUUACCAUUGCUAAUAAUGAACACGUGUUCCACCAAUGCAUUUAUGUGCAUGAACCAUUCUACUCUGGGGAUGAAAAAAUGCAUAUGUGCAUCUGGAACAGGACAGCGAAGUCCUAAAUUGAUUCAAAACACUGUAGGAAGACAACAGAGAUCUUUCAGUAGAUGAUGUUAUUGCUCAUUUGUGAUGCUCACGGACCUUGGUUACGGGCCCAAUGCAAAACCCCAAAGAAGAUGGAUUAGGGGAGCCACCUCUCAAUCUUUCUUCUCUGUAGGUUUUGAGAAUACUUAUCCCAAACCACGCCAUCAUGCCCAUUUCUGUCUUUAAGACGAUGUGUCGAUACCCAGGCCCUAUAAAUCGGUUUCAUGUCACAUUAACGAUAAAUUAAAUGCGAGGGAGAAUUUGCAGAGGGGAAAACACCUUCCCGACUAUGCCAAUUUCUGUAGAAAUUCCCCUCCUUGUAGCUGAAGCGAUAAAAGGGAAGGGUAAUGCAUGUACAUUUUAUUAGCGUUUUAGAAACACGGAGUAAAACUGUCAGAUCUUUGUGUUUUUCCUUUCAUGUGUGUCUGGGCAGGUCUAACCCUCAGGUAACGCCCUUUCUCCUUCUUCCCUCCUGCCUCUCCUUGCACCUGUCCACGUAAUGCUCCGGCAGCUCCCCGUUCCCGCCUGCCCGCCCCCCGCUGCCCGCUCAGCUCCGUUCCUCCGCCUCCCCGAUGACUGGCUGCGUUCGGCGGGGCGUGGGGGCUGCGCCCGGAGCUCCCUCCCCGCCGCCGUCUCAGAUCAGAGGAAGGUGCGAGGAGAGGGGGAGCCGGUUUACAAUUUCAAACGCAGCCUCCCCGCAGAGGGCUUCAUUAGCAUAUGUCAGGGGGACCGCCGUAUAUAUAUAUAUACACACGCGGGGCGUAUAAACACCACCGCGCCUCCUGGCUCACUCGACUCGGCUCGGCUCAGCUCAGCACGGCUCGGCCCUGCCGGCUCCCCAUGCUUGGGGCCCCGCUGCGCACCCCCACAUGCCCUCCGGGAGAGGCCGGCAGCCGCUUUCCGCCGCCGUGCCCUAGCCCGCUCGCCCCGCUCCCCCAUGGCUCCCCUGGCCGAGGUGGGGGGCUUCCUGGGCGGCCUGGACGGCCUGGGGCAGCCGGUGGGCGCCCACUUCCUGCUCCCGCCCGCAGGCGAGCGCCCUGCUCUGCUCGGGGACCGCCGAGCCCCGCCGGAGCGGGCAGCCCGCGGCGGCGCGGCAGCGGCAGCGGCGGCAGCAGCGGACCUAGCGCACUUGCAGGGCAUCCUGCGGCGGCGGCAGCUGUACUGCCGCACCGGCUUCCACCUGCAGAUCCUGCCCGACGGCAGCGUGCGCGGCACCCGCCAGGACCACAGCCUCUUCGGCAUCCUUGAAUUCAUCAGUGUGGCAGUGGGACUGGUCAGUAUUAGAGGUGUGGACAGUGGCCUUUAUCUUGGAAUGAACGAGAAGGGAGAACUUUAUGGCUCUGAGAAACUAACUUCUGAAUGCAUCUUUAGGGAGCAGUUUGAAGAGAACUGGUACAACACUUACUCAUCCAAUGUGUACAAACAUGGAGAUUCGGGGCGGCGAUACUUCGUAGCACUGAACAAAGAUGGUACUCCCAGAGAUGGGGCAAGAUCCAAAAGACACCAGAAAUUCACUCAUUUCUUGCCCCGGCCCGUGGAUCCUGAAAGAGUUCCAGAACUGUACAAAGAUGUCUUAGGAUACAGCUGAGGAGGGAGGCAACUGUGGGGAACCCCCCCCCCCACAAUGGAUCUGUUGCCCCUACUUUCAUGGCAAUACCAGCAUGAGGAACCUGCAGAGGUCUGGGAUGAUGGAUUGGAAGAAGCUACUUUGUGAUAGGCAAACAUCUAUUUUAUAACCUUUGGAUUUAGGAGACAAGCCUUAAAGCUGGCAGUGGACCAUCCUCCUUCAAACCUGCUGAACUGUUUGGUAGCCAGUAACCAGAGGGAAGUUGGAGUGUGACUUUUUAAAAAUAACAAAAUCUUGGCAAAUUUGUCUGGAUUACCUGUAGUCCGUGAAUUAGCAGAGGGCUACCUGCAUCACACUGAUGAGAUGACAGCUGGAAGAAAUAGAAAUAAAUGGACUGUAAAAUAGUAAUAAAUCCUGAGAACUGUAUAUGAAGUCAUAGUGUCUCCACUUUAGCAAUGGAUCUUAGAUGUUGAUGCAUCAUAGAGCUGGAACUUUUCUUCAGGAUGGACCUAUUUAUACAUCUCCAGAUAGCAUAUAUUUAUUUUAUAUAUUUAUUUAUUAAAGAGUUUAUUUUUUACUGGGAUAUGAAGAGAAUACAAGCCCCUAACCCCAAUGAAAAAUCAUUUACAGUGCCAAUAUUUACACUUGAGUAGUAUCAUGAGGCAGAAAUGACAUUACAUUGCAAUGCAUCCAAACCCUGAACAUUCAUAUUUCAUUGUUUGUCAGUUACAGAUAAGGUUAUAUUUUAUGCACAUACCAUUGCCUUGUGACUGUCCUUAUUUUUUAAAAGAAUGUUUAAUUUUUUAAUUUUUUUACCUAUGAGAGUGCCUUACAGAUCUGUAUUGAAUUCCAAUGCACAUUUAAAAAGGGAAUUAAAGGUUAUUUCACUUUA
This is a messenger RNA of Pezoporus flaviventris, 3711 nucleotides long. RefSeq names its product fibroblast growth factor 20 (gene FGF20). Gene Ontology annotation, cellular component: cytoplasm. Bases 1752 to 2840 code for a protein of 362 amino acids. Lineage: Eukaryota; Metazoa; Chordata; Aves; Psittaciformes; Psittacidae. Gene Ontology annotation, molecular function: growth factor activity; fibroblast growth factor receptor binding. Gene Ontology annotation, biological process: positive regulation of gene expression; regulation of cell migration; cell differentiation. The transcript has 3 exons. The record is from RefSeq and is a predicted model, not a curated record.